This is a messenger RNA of Colossoma macropomum (tambaqui), 4712 nucleotides long. RefSeq names its product Ca++-dependent secretion activator 2 (gene cadps2). The transcript has 30 exons. The record is from RefSeq and is a predicted model, not a curated record. Gene Ontology annotation, cellular component: glutamatergic synapse. Bases 120 to 4004 code for a protein of 1294 amino acids. Gene Ontology annotation, biological process: dense core granule exocytosis; synaptic vesicle exocytosis; positive regulation of exocytosis. Lineage: Eukaryota; Metazoa; Chordata; Actinopteri; Characiformes; Serrasalmidae.
CAGGGAAAACUCGCUCCGCAUCUGAAGAAGAGGAGGGAGAGAGUGCCGAAACACCUUCUCCUCUCCUCUCCGUCGCCUCCUCUGUAAGUUGAGGGACUUCUCACAGCCCGGUGUCGACCAUGCUGGACCCGUCCUCCAGUGAGGAAUCCGGGGGGGAACUUCCACCUGAGGACGAGCUGCCAGUCCAGCCGGAAAAGCCCUCGAAAAAGAGCCCCAAGUCUGAGAAAAGCCCAGGAGCUCCGCGCACACCAGCCAAGAAACCCCCUCCUCCUUCUUCUCCUCCGCAGGAAAACGAAAAUGAGCAGGAGAGACUCCAGAAAGAGGAGUCGGAGAGGAAAACCAAACUCCAGAUUUAUGUGUUCGUGCUACGGUGCAUAGCCUACCCUUUCAAUGCCAAGCAGCCUACGGACAUGGCACGGCGACAGCAGAAGCUCAACAAGCAACAAUUGCAGGCGGUAAAGGAGCGCUUUCAGGCAUUCCUGAGAGGAGAUACGCAGAUUGUAGCCGAUGAGGCUUUCUGCAAUGCUGUGCGAAGUUACUAUGAGGGCUUCCUGAAGAGUGAGCGUGUGGCCCGCAUGGUGCAGAGUGGAGGCUGCUCAGCCAGUGAUUUUCGUGAGGUCUUCAAGAAGAACAUUGAGCGUCGUGUGCGCAGCCUACCUGAGAUUGAUGGCCUGAGCAAAGAGACUGUACUGAGCUCCUGGAUCACCAAAUACGAUGCCAUCUUCAAGGGAGAGGAAGACCAGCGGCGGCCGCAGGGUCGUAUGCCCUUCAGUGCAGUUUCUGAGCUCAUCCUCAGUAAAGAGCAGCUCUACGAGAUGUUCCAGCAGAUCCUAGGCAUCAAGAAGUUUGAGCACCAGCUGCUCUACAAUGCCUGUCAGCUGGACAAUGUGGAUGAGCAGGCAGCACAGAUCCGCAGAGAAUUGGAUGGGAGGUUGCAGCUCACUGAGAGAAUUGCCAGAGAGAGGAAGUACCCUAAGUUUGUGUCAAAGGACAUGGAGAUGAUGUAUGUUGAGGAGCUGAGGUCAUCUAUUAACCUGCUAAUGGCUAACCUGGAGAGCCUGCCUGUAGCCAAAGACUUGAAGCCCAAAAUCAAGCCAAAACUCACACCUAUGAACAGCUUUCUGGACAUAGGAGACGAGAAUGACCUGCCCCUCUCCAAAUCAGAUGUAGUGCUGUCUUUCACUCUAGAGAUUGUGAUCAUGGAGGUACAGGGGCUGAAGUCAGUGGCUCCAAACAGAAUUGUGUAUUGUACCAUGGAAGUUGAAGGAGGAGAGAAGCUUCAGACAGACCAGGCAGAGGCAUCCAAACCACAGUGGGGCACACAGGGGGACUUCACCACCACCCACCCUCUGCCUGUGGUCAAAGUGAAACUCUUCACUGAAAGCACUGGUGUUCUGGCCCUGGAGGACAAAGAGCUGGGCAGGGUGGUAUUGAACCCUACAACAAACGGGCCCAAGACUGCCGAGUUGCACAAGAUGGUGAUCCCCAAAAAUAGCCAGGACACAGAUCUGAAGAUCAAACUGGCCGUGCGCAUGGACAAGCCCCCCAACAUGAAGCACAGCGGGUACCUCUAUGCAUUAGGACAGAGGGUUUGGAAGCGAUGGAAGAGGCGGUAUUUUGUCCUUGUUCAGGUCAGUCAGUACACGUUCGCCAUGUGCAGUUACAGAGAGAAGAAGUCAGAGCCGCAGGAGCUCAUGCAGCUGGACGGCUACACGGUGGACUACUCUGAGCCGCAGCCAGGUCUUCAGGGAGGUAAAGCUUUCUUCAGUGCAGUCAAAGAAGGGGAUCUGGUGGUAUUUGCCACGAACGAUGAGCCAGACCGAAUGCUGUGGGUACAGGCUAUGUACCGCGCCACAGGCCAAUCCUAUAAGCCAGUACCACCUGCCCAGAACCAACAGCAGAACUGCAGAGGAGGGAACAUCCAGAAAGACACCCCCACUUCAUUACUCAGUUUGGAGAGGGCAGGAGUGGAGGAGCUCAUCUCUGCAGUUCCCUGCAGCUUCGAUCAUGCCAGCCUCUUCCAAACAUUGCAGAAACACACACUCGUCCACCGCAUGAACGACUCUUUCUCCUGCCUGGGAUGGUUCAGUCCAGGUCAGGUGUUUGUUUUGGAUGAGUACUGUGCUCGGUAUGGUGUGAGAGGCUGCCAUCGUCACCUCUGCUACCUGAAGGAACUGAUGGAAUUCUCUGAGAACAGUGCCCUGGUGGACCCCACCCUGCUCCAUUACAGCUACGCCUUCUGCGCUUCUCACGUCCAUGGUAACAGGCCAGAUGGAGUGGGCACCGUGACAGAGGAAGAAAAGGAGGAGUUUGAAAAAGUAAGGAGCAGGCUGCUAAUUCUGCUAGAGAAUCAAAUCACCCAUUUCAGAUACUGUUUCCCCUUUGGGCGACCAGAGGGGGCUCUGAAAGCCACACUUUCUCUUCUAGAACGGGUUCUUAUGAAAGACAUCACCACAGCAGUCCCUGUUGAGGAAAUGAAGAAGAUUGUUCAGAAGUGCCUGGAAAAAGCUGCACUCAUCAACUACUCCCAGCUAACUGAUUAUGCCCAGUUUGAAGCUGACAGCUCCCAGGCCCCUCCAGAGAAGAGGUUAGAGGACAUGAUGCGCCUGGGGGAGUUGUGCAUGGAGGUGCUUCAGCAGAAUGAUGAACAUCACUCUGAGGCCUUUUCCUGGUGGCCAGAUGUGAUGGCAGAGCAUGCUGAAAUUUUCCUAUCCCUCUACACAGUAGAUAUGGAUGCUGCUCUGGCCGUGCAGCCGCAGGACUCCUGGGACAGCUUCCCUCUCUUUCAGCUGCUCAACAAUUUCCUGCGCACUGACCCUCAGCUGUGCAACGGAACGUUCCACAGGCACCUGCAGGAGCUCUACAUGCCCCUUGUGGUGCGCUACAUUGACCUGAUGGAGUCGUCCAUCGCUCAGUCUGUCCAUCGUGGCUUUGAGCAAGAGACAUGGCAGUCGGUCAAGACUAUAACCAACAAUCUGCCAAGCGUGCCUUUGCCUAAAGUUCCCAACCUGCCCCUCAAUCUUCCUCAGAUGCCCAGCUUCUCCACCCCCUCCUGGAUGGGACCACUAUGUGAUAACACCUUGCAAGGAAUUAAUUUGCCAGAUAUUUUUAAUGGCUCAGCAACAUCAGAGGACUUGUUCUGGAAGCUGGAUGCCCUCCAGAUAUUUGUGAUGGACCUGCACUGGCCAGAGCAAGAGUUUGCCAAACAUCUGGAGCAGAGGCUCAAGCUUAUGGCCAGUGACAUGAUGGAGGCCUGCGUCAAAAGGACCAAAGCAGCUUUUGACUCUAAGAUGCAAAAGUCAAGUAAGUCCACUGACUUCAGGGUGCCCCUGUCCGUCUGCACCAUGUUCAACGUUCUUAUGGAUGCAAAGAAGCAGUGCUCAAAACUCUGUGUCCUUGACCAAGGCCAAGAGAUUGACAAACAGUGGCAACAGUACCAUUCUAAAAUUGAUGUACUGAUCGAUGAGGCCUUUAAAGAAAUGAUCUCCUGCCUGGUUUCAAAGUUUGCUGCUGUUUUGGAUGGUGUGCUGUCUAAGCUGUCGCGAUAUGAUGAAGGAACAUUCUUUUCUUCAAUCCUUUCUUUCACUGUAAAAGCAGCAGCCAAGUAUGUGGACGUCCCAAAACCUGGUAUGGAUCUGGCAGACACCUACAUUACAUUUGUGAGGCAGAAUCAGGAUAUUCUCAGAGAUCGUUUGAACGAUGAGAUGUACACAGAGAAAAUCUUUGAACAAUGGUACAACACCUCCAUGAAGGCAGUGUGUGUGUGGCUGACUGACAGACUGGACCUGCAGCUCCAUAUGUAUCAGCUCAAAACCCUCAUCAAGAUAGUCAAGAAAUCGUAUCGUGACUUCAGGCUGCAGGGUGUGUUAGACAGCACAUUAAACAGCAAAAACUACGACACCAUCUAUAAUCGGCUCACAAUAGAGGAGGCCACAGCGGCUGUGUCAGCUGGAGACGGCCUGCAGGGCAUCAGCAUGAGGGACAGUGAUGAAGAGGAUGGCUAAUGGCAGAAGGUCAACCGAAUUAACUGUAUUAAAUGUUUAAAUAAAACACUUUAUCAGGACGAGGCUGUUUCCUCCCCAAGCUACAGUGCCCUGUGUCCAGGCUUAGCUCUACCGCUAUCACUACAGUAUGCUUGUACAGUAUAGUUCAAUGACCACCUGCCGACAGCUCAAACGUCUGGAUCUUUGUUGUACUUCAUUUUAUGUCCAGUGAUAUGGUGAAUUAAUGUCCAACAAAGCUGGUUCUAACUGUGAAGGCAUGAGGUGCAGAUGAUGGGGAGCUACAUGUAGGCAUGAAGAACAUGAAGAACAUGAAGAACAACACAAAAACAAACAAAACCGGUCAUGAUCAAAUGUAAUAAUGUUCUUACCUGCUUUUUGCACUGUGGCUUUAUCUUUGUUGGUCUAGGCAGGCCAGAAGUCUGAAACAAGGAUAAUAUGCUAGUUGUGCACUGUUUGUUUGAAAAUAUAAGUGGUGACAUUAUUCCACUUGAUAUUUAACUAUGAACUUCAGUUCUUCUGUAGAAGUAACGAUGGGUUGUGUGCAUCGUGUAUAUUACUGUACGGUGUUGAUGUCUAACUAGGUUUUACUUAAGAGAAACCAUGUCAAAGAAUUUUAACAAGAGAUGUAGGCUAUAUUUCUAUUGUCUUUUGUGCACCUGAGUUUGCACAGGUGUUUCAAGUGUUAGAAAUAAAAGUGUUUUUAAUGUU